Metarhizium acridum CQMa 102 is the source of this 1266-nucleotide messenger RNA. Its product is annotated as 26S proteasome regulatory subunit 6B. Gene Ontology annotation, cellular component: proteasome regulatory particle, base subcomplex. Gene Ontology annotation, molecular function: ATP hydrolysis activity; ATP binding; proteasome-activating activity. Gene Ontology annotation, biological process: proteasome-mediated ubiquitin-dependent protein catabolic process. Lineage: Eukaryota; Fungi; Ascomycota; Sordariomycetes; Hypocreales; Clavicipitaceae. The record is from RefSeq and is a predicted model, not a curated record.
AUGGGCGACAUUGCAGUUGAAAGCCAGGUCAACCAUGCGCCACCACACAAAAAGGCCGCUCCAUCAGCAAUUCCCACCAUUGAUAGCUUCGAGGGCCUACCGACAGAGGGCGGCGAUGACUACGCCUCGCUGAAGAAGUUGCAGAGACAGCUAGAAUAUAUUCAGCUACAAGAAGAGUACAUCAAGGAUGAGCAAAGGAGCCUGAAGCGUGAGCUGGUGCGAGCCCAGGAAGAAAUCAAGCGCAUUCAGAGUGUGCCGUUAGUCAUCGGCCAAUUCAUGGAAGCCAUCGAUCAAAACACGGGUAUCGUUCAGUCAAGUACCGGAUCUAACUAUGUCGUUCGGAUUCUUUCUACCCUUGACCGCGAGUUGCUCAAGCCUUCAUCCUCUGUCGCCCUUCAUCGACACUCAAAUGCUCUCGUCGACAUCCUCCCCCCUGAAGCCGACUCUUCCAUUGCCAUGCUUGGCGCAGACGAGAAACCUGAUGUGACAUAUGCCGAUGUUGGCGGGUUGGAUAUGCAGAAGCAGGAGAUCCGAGAGGCUGUCGAACUACCCUUGACGCAUUUCGACCUCUACAAGCAGAUUGGUAUUGAUCCCCCUCGCGGUGUUCUGUUGUACGGCCCCCCGGGAACGGGCAAGACUAUGCUUGUCAAAGCCGUUGCCAACUCGACCACCGCCAGCUUCAUCCGUGUUGUCGGCUCUGAAUUCGUUCAGAAGUACCUUGGAGAAGGCCCCCGAAUGGUCCGAGAUGUCUUUCGAAUGGCCCGCGAAAACUCACCUGCCAUCAUCUUCAUCGACGAAAUCGACGCUAUUGCCACCAAGCGUUUUGAUGCCCAGACUGGUGCCGAUCGUGAAGUCCAGCGUAUUUUGCUUGAACUUCUUAAUCAGAUGGACGGGUUCGAUCAAACAUCCAACGUCAAGGUCAUCAUGGCCACCAACCGUGCCGACACUCUGGAUCCCGCUUUGCUGCGUCCCGGUCGGUUGGACCGAAAGAUUGAAUUCCCCUCGCUGCGGGAUCGCCGCGAACGUCGUCUCAUCUUCACCACUAUUGCUAGCAAGAUGUCGCUCGCCCCUGAAGUCGACCUAGACAGCCUGAUUGUACGCAACGACCCUCUUUCGGGCGCCAUUAUUGCCGCCAUCAUGCAGGAGGCUGGUUUGCGGGCGGUCCGCAAGAACCGAUACAACAUCAUUCAGAGCGACUUGGAGGAUGCAUACUCUAGCCAAGUCAAGGGUACAAGCGAUGAUAACAAAUUUGACUUUUACAAAUAA